This is a messenger RNA of Biomphalaria glabrata, 2697 nucleotides long. Its product is annotated as spermine oxidase-like. The transcript has 11 exons. The coding region runs from base 211 to 1737 and encodes 508 amino acids. Gene Ontology annotation, molecular function: polyamine oxidase activity. The record is from RefSeq and is a predicted model, not a curated record. Lineage: Eukaryota; Metazoa; Mollusca; Gastropoda; Planorbidae.
GGGGGGUCAUGUGUCUUGUGUACUUGCUGUAAGAGAGCAUAUAUUUGGAUACCACAGCACGGUCUGAUUCUUUCAGUGCUCCGAGCUUUUCCUGGACAUACAAUCUCUAGAUUGAGUCACUGACCUAUGUGAAUAGUCUGAGGAAAUCUAUCUCAAGGCAUUUGGAAUAUUUCUGAAGUCAUCCUAGUUUUUAAGAAGAUUGAACUAAUUAUGACGUCCACAAAAGUUGUGAUCGUUGGUGCUGGUUUCGCUGGGGUGACCGCGGCUGCCUGGUUGCUGAAGAAUGGAAUCAAGGAUGUUGUGAUACUGGAGGCUCAGGACUACAUUGGUGGUCGUGUCAAGGCAGAGGUUGUGGACGGUAAAAACCUGGAUCUUGGCGCGCAAUUCGUUCACGGUAAGGACGGCAACCCAGCCUAUGACAUAGCCGAGAAAAUUGGCAUCACUAUCUUCCCUGACACGUCAGAAAACAACCACCUGGUCAAUAUCCCUGCUCAAUUCCUAACACCACAUGGUGAAAAGAUUUCUCCAGAUGAAGCCAACGGUCUGCUGAACUUCCUGUUUGAACGAACUCACAAAGAGGCUGUGGAUGACAUUGACAUUGAUGACCGAGGUCACAGUGAAGGGGAGUGCUAUGAGAAGGCUUACAGAGAAUACCUGGCCAAAUAUGGGCGUAACUUGAGCCGUAGACAAAGAGAACUCAUGGAUGCUAUCUACAAAUGGUUUUGUGGCUAUCAGACAAUAGACUCUGCAGCGGCGGAUUUAACGGAACUGUCUGAAUGGGCUCUGCGUAUCUACAAGGUGCUCCCAGGGCCAAGGUUUACCUAUGUUGACGGGGGAAUCACCGAGAUUCUGAAAGCUGUUGUGCGCCUUUUGCCAAGGGAAAUUAUUCGUCUAAAUACUCCUGUUACUAAUAUAAACUGGACUAAUGCAAAGUCACCUGAUUCUGGUAAAGUUUCUGUCACUUGUGACAAUGGAGAAACUUUUUUAGCUGACCAUGUGAUAGUGACCACUAGUAUUGGAUACCUCCAGGCCAAACAUCAGCAGCUCUUCACACCUCAGCUUCCCCUUUCAGCACAGACUGCCAUCAACAAUCUGGGUUUUGGAGGAAUCGGAAAAUUAUUUAUUAAAUGGGACAAGCCAUUUGUAGGCUACACUCAGACUCCAUACGGUGAGGUCCAAGGCUAUGAUUUUCUUUGGUUGGACUCGAAGCCAGUGGCCUUGCUUAGUGACCGGUGCCCACUAAAAACAAGAUAUGGCAAGCCCUGGUGGUAUGGCGUCCAUGCUGCAGAAACUGUUAGAGGCAGCCCCAACAUCCUGGAGCUAUGGCUCAACAAGUAUCAGGCUGAGAUUGUGGAGGGUCUUGAUGAGGCUGAGUUGAAAGCAGUCUGCCAUGAACUAAUACAGACUUUGUUUAAAGACUUGAAGGUCCCUGUCCCUGCACAAGUGUAUAGGACAACAUGGAUAACUAAUCCCUAUUUCCGAGGAACUUAUUCCUUUAUCUCAUCCAAAGUGAGGAAGCAAGAUCUUAAACAUCUGGGUCAACCCCUGCCUUCUGUAUCUAAUCCCAGAGUCCUGUUUGCAGGUGAAGGUUUUGCUAAUGGCUUCAUUUCCACCAUUCAUGGCGCUAUUCUCACUGGCCAAGCCCAGGCUGAUCUCAUACUCAAGUCCAAGGGCACACAACCUACCGGUCAACUUCUGGAUAUGUUCAGCUCUUCUAUAGGCAAAAGCAAACUUUAGAGAAAAACAAAAAGGAUCUCCAGUUGUCUUUCUUUUAAUGACAAACAAUAUCAUUUUUUUUAAAUGUUUAAUUUUUUAAAAUGUCAUGUUAUUUAACAACUUUUAUUUUACUCUUUAGCUAUUUUUAAAAUUAGUUAUAAUAAUUUAAAAGUAUUGUACUGUUAAUAAAAUUAAUUGAAAUAGAUUGUACAAUGUGAUGGUUUAAAAUGCAUUAUCAGUUUAUCAGUGGAACAGUUAUAUAUAUAUAAAUAUAUAUCAAAUAUCUUGAACUAUCUGAACUAUUUAUUCUGGGUGAAUUCAGGUUGAAAACUCUGUUCCUGCCAUUGUCUCAUUUGAUACAUUAUAAUCUUGUCAUGAUUUGUUAUAAGUUUACUUCCUCCAAAUUUAUGUCCUUUUGUCCUGUUGUUACAUAUGACUUUGCCAUUCUAUGGACUUUAUUUGAUUUAUCAUAGAUAUGGUGAACCAGCUACUUGAAAUAUGUUCUGCUGAAACUGUGAACAGUGAGUGAACUGAACAGGGAACUACUGGAUCACUCAUCAGGAGCUAACACAUCAUAAUUUACACUGACUUCCUACAAUCAAACUUAAGACCAGGACAUAUACAACUGUUUCUAAGUUACUAUAUGUGUCUUGGCUACUGUUUUUUACACUUACAUACUUUUUAAGUUUGUAUGCUUACAACGAAUGACCAAAAAGUGUACAUGUUUUUAUGUGUUGCAUAACUAUAACAACAGAAGUUAUUAGGCCUCUACCUUUCUGAGUCAAUCUACUAUUGUUUUGUGUUGUUUAACUAAAGCAACAGAAGUUAUUAGGCCUCUGUCUGAGUCAAUCAACUAUUGUUGAGUGUUGUAUUUUCCAUUUUACUUCUAAUAGAUAUAACUUACUAUGAACAUGACAUGAAGUAAAAAUCAAAUUUUGUACAAAUUCUUAAUAAAGAAAUGUAUUCUUUAUUUUUUUUUCA